ACUCGCUGUUGUAAUGCUAUAAUCUCGAUUUACUUAUUUAACAGCUAUAGUUUCCGCUGGCAGCCUUUAUUAUCGCCAAUAAAAUCUUUAAAAGUACAAACUCUUCAUUUUCAGCAUGAAAUGUGCAGACGCACGUUCCUCCUGUUUUAUAAAGGUCUGAUAAGCUUCAGGAAGCAAUAAUGUUAAGCGAUGGAUGUUUAAUUAGUUCUUGGUCCAGAGAGGUUAGGCAGUGUUGGCUGAGUGGUGUUUUCUUGGCCUCGCGGCUGUAAUACGAUUUUAUGGCCUGAACACUUGCGUCAGGGAAAAUAAACACACGUGUGUGUUGAAUAGCUUAGGCUUCGUUAUUUUAUUCCUGCCUUUCGAAUGUUUAAAUCUGAACCUUAUUAGUUUUAAGAGAUGAAGCAGCUUAAUUUUUUAUUUAUUUCUAAUUUAUUAAUUUCAUUUAGACUCUUGAGUAUGGAGUCUUGGGUAGUCUCAUGUGCAACAGAUGGCACUGUAUGGUUAUGCAAGGACCCCCAUCUGUACCGUGAGCCUUAAAUGGUUUGUGUGAGAGAGAGAAGGAGAGGGUGAGCGAGUGUAAGUGUCCUGCACUAAUGCAGCACACUUCAUCUGAGAUGAGAGCGACGAUAUCACCCCCUUUUCUCCCAGUUUAUUCCCGUUUUCCCUCCUGCUGCAGCCCCCUUAGGCCGCAGUGAGAAGCAAGCGACAUGGAUGGGUUUUACGACCAGCAGGUCCCUUUCGUGGUUCCCUCCAGUAAGUCUCACAUGCAGGAACAGUCUUUCAGACCAUUCAGUGACCGAAAAAGGAAGUUUGUUGACACUGAGUUGGCACAGGAUACAGAGGAGCUCUUUCAAGAUCUGAGCCAGCUACAAGAGAUUUGGAUAGCAGAAGCCCAGGUACCUGAUGACGAACAGUUUGUUCCAGAUUUCCAGUCGGAUAACUUGAUGUUCCAUGGACCCCCUCAAACUAAAGUAAAGCGGGAACUGAGCCCAAGUAGAGAGUUUUCCCCGUGUGGACAAGAGCAGAGACUGUCUCCAUAUGGAGAAAAGUGCCUAUAUAACUACAGUGCCUUCGACAGGAAGCCAUUUACUUUUAACAAGCCACUCACUCCUCCUCCUACACCGGCAUCACCCUUCGGCUCCUCCACCAGCACAGCAACACACCCUGUGCAAAAAAGAGUGAUGCCACCAGCCCAGACUCAGACACAAGGACCGCCACUAUUACCUGGUCCCAACCACAGCUCCACGUCUCCACAUCAGAGAGCACAGACUCCACUCCACAGUCAGAGCCCUCCUUUUGCUAUGCCCUGCCCACCUGUCAAUCACCCAGAUGCCUCCUACAGCACAGACCACAGGUUCCAUCGGCAGCUUUCCGAGCCCUGUCUGCCAUUCCCACAGUCCGAUGGCCGCUGUCAGACACCUUACCACCCGCAGGCCCGUGGCCAUUUUCCCCGACACGGCCGCCCCCCUUAUCAGCGCCAGAUGUCAGAGCCGUUGGUGCCAAUGCCUCCCCAGGGAUUCAAAAAGGAAAUGGUGGAUCCCUGUUACAAUGAGCAGGGUUUGCAAAACAUGGGACCUCCUCGUGCACCGAUGUUCCACCAGGUGUCAAUCAAACAGGAGCCCAGAGACUUCGGCUAUGACUCAGCAGAAGUACAGAACUGCCAGUCAUCUUUUGGCAAAUCAGCAAACUUUUAUGGCGCCAACAGUGAGGGUUUUGGGUAUGACGGAGAAUCCCACCUGUAUUAUGACGAUGCAUGUGUAGUGCCAGACCGCCUGGAGGGAAAGCUGAAGCAGGAGGGUGGAGUUUUCCGGGAGGGUCCUCCGUAUCAACGAAGGGGGUCUCUGCAACUCUGGCAGUUCCUGGUCACUCUGCUGGACGACCCAUCCAACAGCCACUUCAUCGCUUGGACUGGCCGUGGGCUGGAGUUUAAACUCAUUGAACCAGAGGAGGUUGCUCGCCGUUGGGGCAUCCAGAAGAACAGGCCUGCGAUGAAUUAUGACAAACUGAGCCGCUCCCUGCGCUACUACUAUGAGAAGGGCAUCAUGCAGAAGGUAAAGGUUGCUGGGGAGCGGUACGUGUAUAAGUUUGUGUGUGAUCCCGAUGCACUCUUCUCCAUGGCAUUCCCUGAUAACCAGAGGCCCAGUCUGAAAGCAGACCCCGAUGGGCUGCAGGUUCCUGAGGACGACACUGUUCCGCUCUCACAUUUUGAUGAGACUAACAGCGUCCCGUAUCCAGGCGAUUCCAGGGACCAGUGCUUAGUGGGGACGUCCUUUCCUGAAAAUUACGCUUUCUGAACUGUUUCACCACUGAGGGGCAGACCAGAAGAACUCUAAAAUGCAUCCUCGCACUCCAAAUGCAGCUCAUGUCAAAUUGUAAUCGCUCCAAUGAGGAAUCUGUAGCGCCUGCUGACAAGUCUCUAGACUUUCUUGCCAUACUUUUAUUGUUUGUUUGUUUGUUACUACACAGGUUCCAUGAUGGAAUUUUUUUUUUAAAUUACAAACAAAAAAACUUAAAGGGACACAACAGUAUUUUCCAGUAUAACCUUUGUUUUUAUAUAUAUAUAUAUAUAUAUAUAUAUAUAUAUAUAUAUAUAUAUAUAUAUAUAUAUAUAUAUAAUAAGUGUAUAUUUUAAAAUAUGGCUUUUGUGCACUGCUUUUCUUUGUGUAUCGGGCCUGGUGUCUUUUUCAAUGCUCUGCUUUAGUGAGAUUUGUAACAACUUCUGACAAUGCAUAAUGAUGCACCUCAGGCUGUGUUGUCAUUAUCAGAGUGUAUAUAGCUUUGAUUAUAAUCUGGAAAAAUGCACAUUUUUUUUUCUCCAGCUGGCCAAGUAAAAUGCUUUAUAACUGUUCAGAAAUAGUUAUUUCAAUUGCUUUUGUAAUGUGAUUUUUAUGGAUAUGGGGCGGGGUAGAUUUGUCAAAAAGAGGGUAAGGGAAUUGCAAAGUGAAAUCUAUGUAUAUUAUGAAUAUAUUUUUGCAAAAGUUGAAUUGAAUUGCAUUGUAUAAGCUGUACAACAGACUUUUAUCACUUUUAAUCUGUUCUUUUUGUAUAGUGGUUUGUGUGAAAUUGCAAACCGGCUCUUGAUAUAGGGGAAAAUCAAGGCUGAAAUGCCUGAUCCAGGAUCAGUCAUGCUUGCUCGACCUUUAACUGUUUACCAAAGGAUUAUAGCGAGGCUGUCUGAUCUCUGCUCGGAAGUAAACAAGCAUGGCAAGAAGCUCUUUCCACCUUCACUGUCAACCUUAUUUGUCUGUACUGGGUACAACAGACCCCUAGUUCUGUUUCACUGUGGAUAAAACUGUCUCAUUGUCUUUUGAAGACAAUUUCUUUCAUUAAGAAUUUUCAAGUACAGUUUUGGUGUACAAUUACAGAUCUGUAUUUUCUAAACUAUAAGGUACAGGAUAAAUAAACGUCCAUAAACAGA
Onychostoma macrolepis is the source of this 3418-nucleotide messenger RNA. RefSeq names its product ETS variant transcription factor 5b (gene etv5b). Gene Ontology annotation, cellular component: nucleus. The record is from RefSeq and is a predicted model, not a curated record. Gene Ontology annotation, biological process: regulation of transcription by RNA polymerase II; cell differentiation. Lineage: Eukaryota; Metazoa; Chordata; Actinopteri; Cypriniformes; Cyprinidae. The coding region runs from base 708 to 2294 and encodes 528 amino acids. The transcript has 12 exons. Gene Ontology annotation, molecular function: DNA-binding transcription factor activity, RNA polymerase II-specific; sequence-specific DNA binding.